CGUCACGUGACCUGUGGAAUGUUAACAAUGCAGCGAGUGUCCAACUUUGUGCUGCAUUUCUGAUCCUGCCUGGAGUCUAGGCAGAAAAUGGAGGCUCAUUUCAUCAUAUUUACGCCGCUGCUCCGUCUUCUCCGACCUCCUCCACUCUGUGUCGGCGCUUAGCGGCCUUCAGAAGUCGACUUUUAACGGAAUUUGCACCCCAGUCUUGACUUUUCCUUAUUCCUUCUAUCACAUGGCGCACACUGGCAUCAUGGUUUGGCUCUGCAUUGCCCACUCCCGCGGCUGCAUUUCCCGGAACAAGCUGCAACCCGAGCCUUGAGGCUCCCACCAUGGAAUGCUUGUAGUAUCCAGGAUCACCUCCGUCUGCUUCAUCAGGAAUUAGAAGCACAGUCAGAGGGAAACGACACAAGAGGCGGGCUUCUAAAUCCGGGCCUCUGCGCUGAGCUCCUGGAGGCCUUUUAUCUAUUUAGGUCAGCCGGGUGGAGAGGGUCCAGUUGAGCGAGUGCCAGUUGGUGUGCGGUAGUCUCCCCCGUUUUAGAGUAGGUGCCUGCCCGGAGGCAGGGGGGUGGGGGGGCACUGAGGCCAUGAGGCCCAAGACGUUCCCAGCUGCCCCGUAUGUGGGCAACACGCGGCAGAGGCUCCAGGAGAUCAAGGAGGGCCUGAAGCAGCCGGCCAAGCUGGUGAGCCAGGCGCUGCACGGCGGCAGCUCCCGGUCCGAGGGGAGCAGGCCGGCCGACUCCAAGAGCGGGAAGGACACGGCCAACCGGCAGCAGCAGCUCCGGCCGCCGCAGAAGUUCAACAACUACCAGAGCGCCCUGCGAGAAAUCCGCAGGUCCCUCAUGCCGUUCGCCAACGAGUCCGGAGAGGUGAACAGGCAGAUGCUGCAGGAGCUCGUCAACGCUGGCUGCGACCAGGAAAUGGCAGUGCGGGCGCUGAAGCAGACUGGAAGCAGGAAUAUCGAAGCGGCCUUGGAGUACAUCAGUAAAAUGGGUUACCUUGACCCUCGCAACGAGCUCAUUGUUCGGGUCAUCAAGCAGACUUCACCAGGAAAAGCCGGCAUGCCGAACGGGAUGGACCACCGUCCCCCUUUAGAGGUUCCGGGUGAGGCGGGCGGCCUGCCUCCGUAUCAUCAGAUGGGGGCUCAGAUGUAUGACGGGGCAGCAGGUUACGGCCCUGAGAGCGACCUCACCAGAGCCUACAUGGGCGCUCCCCCCGUCAUGAACUACAUGAUGCCCCCCUCGAGCGCAGCUCAGGGCCCCACUAUGGGCAACCCGAUGGGCCGGCCCCCCAGCAUGGGCAGCUAUCCUCCGGUGAUGCCCACACAGAGCAACCCGAGCAGCGCCAUGUACCCACAGGGCGCCCCGCAGAAGGCCUACCCCGGCGGCAUGGAGCAGCACGGGCCCAUGAUGAGCUACGGCGUCGCUGGUCAGCAGCUGCAGCUCCAGCCGCAGCCACCAGGGGGACCCGGCCCGGGCCCGCACUACGACUACGCUCAUGCCAGGCAACACCUGAUGGAACCGGCCGGAUACGGGGUCAAGCGGACCCCGUCCUUCCAGAACAAGAUGCAGCCGCCCCCGAUGGGACCUCCAGACAACUACGUCAACAUGCAGGCGAAAGGGGGGAUGUCUCAGAACGGGUCGGCGGGCGGAGGAUACCCGGCCAACCUGUACCUGUCCUCUCACUCCCACCCCCGCCAGGCCAGCCCCACGUCCCACCAGGUCCACAUGAUGUCCCGGUCCCCCGGCGGCGUGCCACCCAUGGGCCCCGAGUUCUCAGACCUGCCUCAGGGUAUGAUGACCCCCUCCAGAGCCAGCCUCAACCUGGACCUGUAUGAGCACCACUGGGCCGGCCCCCCGGGUGCCGACGGGACCCCGGCAGCCAGGCAGCCCCAGUCCCAGGGCCCGUUUAGAGGGGAAGUGCGCGUUCCCAGCAGAACAAAUUCCUUCAACAGCCGCUCCGCUGCUCCAAACGGCGUUAGACCGACCAUGACUGCGCCCCCCCCUGCCGGGAAGCAGGACUCCUCCAUGGGGCCUCCAAACACCAUCACAGCUGUGACGUCCCCACCCAUCCAACAGCCAGUCAAGAGCAUCCGCGUGAUGAGACCAGAGCCCAAAACGGCGGUGGGUCCGUGCCAUCCCGGCUGGAUGACGGCUCAGGCGCCGGACACGGCAGAACCCCUGCCCUACAUGCCGGAGGAGUCCUACCCGCUAGAGCCCGCCCAGGAGCCGCGCUGCCCCCCUCCACCGUACCCAAAGAGCCUGCUCAUACCCGCGGGGGAGCCAGGGGUUCUGGAAGGAGGCGGAGCCAGCGGGUCAGAUCUCAGCAUCGCCACCGCCAGAGGCGGCUGCAGCAGCAGCAGCGGGGGGAGCGGGAAGGCCGAGGACAGCCAGCAGGUCAAAGAGAAGACGAAGGCGGGCAAGGCAGAGAAAGCGGUGAAAGACAAGAAGCAGAUCCAGACGUCACCCGUUCCCGUCAGAAAGAACGGACGGGACGAGGAGAAGAGAGAGUCGCGCAUCAAAACCUACUCGCCUUUCGCCUUCAAGUUCUACAUGGAGCAGCACAUCGAGAACGUGAUGAAGACCUACCAGCAGAAACUGAACCGGAGGCUGCAGCUGGAACAGGAGAUGUCCAAGGCUGGCCUGUCGGAAGCAGAGCAGGAGCAGAUGAGGAAGAUGCUGAACCAAAAGGAGUCCAACUACAACCGACUGCGCCGGGCCAAAAUGGACAAGUCCAUGUUCGUCAAAAUCAAGACCCUCGGCAUCGGCGCCUUCGGUGAAGUGUGCCUGACGCGGAAAGUUGACACCGGUGCACUUUAUGCCAUGAAAACGCUGCGCAAGAAAGAUGUCCUCAACCGCAACCAGGUGGCCCAUGUAAAAGCGGAGCGCGACAUCCUGGCAGAAGCAGACAACGAGUGGGUGGUGCGCCUCUACUACUCCUUCCAGGACCGCGACAGCCUCUACUUCGUCAUGGACUACAUCCCUGGGGGAGACAUGAUGAGCCUCCUCAUCCGGAUGGGGGUGUUCCCCGAACUCCUGGCGCGCUUCUACAUAGCCGAGCUGACGCUGGCCAUCGAGAGCGUCCACAAGAUGGGUUUCAUCCACCGCGACAUCAAGCCCGACAACAUCCUCAUCGACUUGGACGGCCACAUCAAGCUGACGGACUUCGGCCUCUGCACGGGCUUCCGUUGGACGCACAACUCCAAAUACUACCAGAAAGGGAGUCACAUCAGGCAGGACAGCAUGGAGCCCAGCGACGCCUGGGACGACGUAUCCAACUGUCGCUGUGGCGACCGGCUGAUGACGCUGGAGCAGCGCGCCAACCGGCAGCACCAGCGCUGCCUGGCUCACUCAUUGGUUGGAACGCCAAAUUACAUCGCCCCCGAGGUUCUGCUGCGCAAAGGCUACACUCAGUUGUGUGACUGGUGGAGCGUGGGAGUGAUUCUUUUUGAGAUGUUGGUGGGACAACCACCUUUCCUUGCUCCGACACCUACCGAGACUCAGAUUAAGGUCAUCAACUGGGAGAGCACCCUCCAGGUGCCGCCGCAGGUCAAGCUAAGCCCAGAAUCCGUGGAUAUCAUCGGUCGGCUGUGCUGCUCUGCCGAGGAGCGUCUGGGCGCCAACGGCGCCGGCGAGAUCAAGGCCCACCCCUUCUUCUCCGAGGUGGACUUCUCCAGUAACCUGCGCCAGCAGCCGGCUCCCUACCGGCCCAAGAUCGCCCACCCCAUGGACACGUCCAACUUUGACCCCGUGGAGGAGGAGGGGGGCCCCGGGUCGUGGAGUGACAGCAGCGACAGCACCCGGGCCCUGGACGCGCUCUGCUCGCCGCACGGCAAGCACCCGGAGCACGCCUUCUACGAGUUCACAUUCCGGAGGUUCUUCGACGACCACGGCUGCCCCUUCCGCUACCCGAAGCCCCCCGAGGCCGACGCCUGCCUGAGCGUCCCCGCUGCGGGCCCGGAGGAGGGCGAGGAGACGGAGGAAGAGGAGGAGGUGGAAGACGACGAAGAGGAAGGAGAGGGAGGGGAGGGGUGUGAGCCGGUGUACGUCUAGAGUGUGGAGAGGCCGAACAUGUCUGUGUAAAGCAGGAGCAGGAUGAGAGGCACAUCGCCCCCUGGUGGGCUGACUGCAAAUCUCCUCCAAUCUGGGACCAACUAACA
Molecule: messenger RNA, 4156 nt
Organism: Poecilia latipinna (sailfin molly)
Lineage: Eukaryota; Metazoa; Chordata; Actinopteri; Cyprinodontiformes; Poeciliidae
Gene: lats2
Product: large tumor suppressor kinase 2
Exons: 9
Coding region: 585-4049 (1154 amino acids)
Biological process (GO): hippo signaling; positive regulation of apoptotic process; G1/S transition of mitotic cell cycle
Cellular component (GO): nucleus; spindle pole
Molecular function (GO): protein serine/threonine kinase activity; protein binding; ATP binding
Source: RefSeq, a predicted model, not a curated record